CUCUUGUAUAUAUGUGCGUAUGAGUUUCGACCGUCUCGAUACCUUUUGUCUCCCACACGCUGAAGUGAUUGCCCUUACCGGCCCCUUCCCGACGGCAAACAGUACUCUCAGUCGUACGUCUGUCCCUCACUUGCGGCGCAGGAUUAAUAUCUGCGCGCCUUCGUCACGACCGCCGAAGAGUGUCGCACUGUUUGUCGAUUAUUCGGAAUGGGUGAGGUCGGUGGGCAACAGAGGAGGUUGUGUGGAAGCUUUGAUUGGUAAAGCAGCAAUGGCCGGCCCAGCAGGAUCCCCUUGAAUUUAGACUUUCG
Messenger RNA from Baudoinia panamericana UAMH 10762, 308 nucleotides. RefSeq lists its product as uncharacterized. The transcript has a single exon. The record is from RefSeq and is a predicted model, not a curated record. NCBI's taxonomy places the organism in Eukaryota, Fungi, Ascomycota, Dothideomycetes, Mycosphaerellales, Teratosphaeriaceae. The coding region runs from base 20 to 295 and encodes 91 amino acids.